Molecule: messenger RNA, 1539 nt
Organism: Ogataea polymorpha
Lineage: Eukaryota; Fungi; Ascomycota; Pichiomycetes; Pichiales; Pichiaceae
Exons: 1
Biological process (GO): amino acid transmembrane transport
Molecular function (GO): amino acid transmembrane transporter activity
Source: RefSeq, a predicted model, not a curated record
GAUGCAAAUGGUUCGCUCAAACUGGCGGGUGGUGACAUUACGAGAGAUCUUUAUACGCUUCCUGCUAAGAAAAACAACUUGAGACGGUCACGCAGUUUGACCGGUGCAGAUUUGCCUGGAGAACGUCGUGGCUCUGCGGCAUCCCAAAUUCGUCUUCCAGGAGGCUUCAGAAGACAAUUCAUUCUCAGCAAGAACUCAAAGUAUGGCCACCAGCUGUCCAAGCCAACAUUUUUCACCAGGAAUUUCCUAGAGUUCCUGUCUAUUUAUGGGCAUUUUGCCGGUGAGGAUUUGGAAGAUGAGGAUUAUUUGGCUUGUUCCUAUGUUAUUGACAAAGAUACUGAUGAGGAGACUCCUCUGUUGGAACCCCGGGCUCAUGGGGGCACUGCGUCGACACUGAAGUCAUUUUUCCUGCUUCUCAAAUCGUUUGUGGGAACAGGUGUACUAUUUCUCCCUCGUGCAUUCUACAACGGUGGCAUUCUAUUUUGCACGUUAACUUUGCUUUUUUUCGGAGUCUUGUCAUACUGGUGUUACUACAUUCUUGUGUUGACGAAGGUGAAAACUAGUGUGUCCUCAUUCGGUGACAUUGGAAUGACUCUUUACGGAAAAAACAUGAAGCUGCUCAUCCUUGGUUCUAUCAUUCUUUCUCAGAUUGGUUUUGUCGCUGCAUACACCAUUUUCACUGCUGAGAACCUUCGCGCGUUCACACUCAACUUUUUCAACGUGGACAUCUCACUUGGCAAGUGGGUUGUAAUGGAAUGUGUGGUAUUUAUACCACUUUCACUGAUCAGAAACAUUACAAAGCUGUCACUAGCUGCCCUUUUAGCAAAUAUAUUUAUCAUGAGCGGUCUGGUUACCAUAGUUUACUAUGCUUCACUCGACCUCAUAGAAAAUGGACCUGCACAUGUUGAGUUAUUCAAUCAAGACAAGUGGUCGCUCUUCAUUGGUGUGGCUAUAUUUGCAUUUGAAGGAAUUGGCUUAAUCAUUCCGGUGCAAGAGUCGAUGAAGCAUCCAGGACAAUAUCCAAAAGUUCUGGGCGCAGUCAUAAUCGUGUGCUCCAUACUAUUUAUUGGGAUAGGCUCUUUGGGAUACAUGACUUACGGAGAUCACGUCAACACAGUGGUGAUCUUGAACCUUCCACAGUCGUCCAUCGCAGUAAGAUCUAUUCAAUUGUUCUAUGCCAUAGCUAUUCUUCUUUCUGCUCCGCUACAACUGCUGCCUGCAAUCAGAAUCAUCGAAUCUAGAAUCUACAAAAGGCGGUCUGGAAAGACCGACUCUGCUACAAAAUGGUCCAAAAACAUGUUUCGCACAUGCAUGGUGGUUGGGACAAGUCUUAUAGCGUACUGGGGGUCGUCCAACCUAGACCAAUUUGUGUCCUUUGUUGGGUCGUUCGCCUGCAUUCCCUUGGUGUACAUGUAUCCUCCAAUGCUGCAUUACAAGAUAUGCGCCCAUUCGAGAUUUAUGAAGGCCCUUGACAUGAGCCUAGUAGUUUUGGGAGGAGUGGCCAUGUUAUACACGUCCUACCAGGUGAUUGUAGGAUAG